Ceratina calcarata is the source of this 14753-nucleotide messenger RNA. RefSeq names its product 5-hydroxytryptamine receptor 2B (gene 5-HT2B). NCBI's taxonomy places the organism in Eukaryota, Metazoa, Arthropoda, Insecta, Hymenoptera, Apidae. Gene Ontology annotation, cellular component: plasma membrane. Gene Ontology annotation, biological process: positive regulation of MAPK cascade; adenylate cyclase-activating adrenergic receptor signaling pathway. Bases 3834 to 5948 code for a protein of 704 amino acids. The record is from RefSeq and is a predicted model, not a curated record. Gene Ontology annotation, molecular function: G protein-coupled receptor activity. The transcript is spliced from 6 exons.
UUCUCUUUUCUUUAAGAAAUAAAAAUGUUUAAUUUGUCUGAGUAGUCCAACGACUAUUCCUCGCUUGUUACAAUUUAAUUUGAACCUGCGGCUAGCCGAUUACUCGAGUCAAGGCAACGAGGUAUAUCUCGCGAGAGGGACGGGGCGCUUCUCUAACAUUUUUCGCCUCGUGAAUAUUCAAAUUUCAAAUUGCUCCGCUAAUAAAUUAAUACGGCCGAGUUGCUGGCCCUCGAGUUUCAUAAUAAAUUGGACCUUAUUUUCGUUACUGUAACGCGAACGAUCCGUCGUGGAGGCCAAACCCAAUAAACUCUAUUCCGUACGGGAAUAACGAUUAUUCGACGUCGCUUUCGACAGCCGAAUAAUACCGCUUUCUCUAUCAAUUAGCAUCGUUUCGCAACGAGACCUCCCGUGGUGAUUGAAAUCCCGCGUAAUGGUUUAUCCGGACAGGUAUUCACACUGUUUCCCUAAAUGUUUUCAGGACCUCACAUUUUAGGAAACAAUCGAUAGUAAAAAUUUAGAGAAAUCUCGCAAUCAAUCAAUAAAACAUUAUUCUGUGCGGUGCAAUAUUUAAGUUGAAAAAUGAAUUAACAAUAAUGACAAAUAACUCAGAGAGAGUAAGAGGCAGUUAGUGCAGAAUUGAAAUAUUAUUUAAAGAAUUUCAAGAACAGUCGAUUUCAUUCUUUAUAAAACUUCUCGUAAUGUUUAUAAAUUUUACAAUACACAAAUACAAAUAUUUGACAGAACCUUGUACGAUAAUUAACUGCGAACUUUAGGCUGUUUAUAUGAACAUAAAAAAACAAUCGAUAAAUCAAGGCACCUGUUAAUGACCCGUACCGAUGAAUUUUUAAUCCUUACAGUUGAAUUUACAGUAAAUUCGAUGACGUUAUCUCCGCUCUCUAUUCCCUAAAGAUUUUUGACAUUGUACGAACGGAACUCACUGCUAUAAAAUAUUGUAUACCGUUUGGACAAUUUUCCCUGCCAGAUUACAAAUUAAACCCCUCGUUAUUUCUCGACUGCAUUAUUCAACCGAAAUUUCGCAUCUCGCGUAAUUUGCAAAAUUUCGCAUGCCUCAAGUGGAAACCGCUAUUAUAACAGAUAGCUUGAAGGGGCGAAAUAUAAAACUCGAUCGGAUUCGCUGCGCUUCACUAGUUCAACGAUUAUCCCAACCGCGAUGGGAAACGCUUCAGUAUGAUUCACGCAAUUAUGAAAAUAAAAUGAAUUUCAAUAAAAUAUUGUGAAGCUGUCAUACAUUCGAUUGACUUGCUGCUAUUGAUGAUAAUUACUCGAAUGAAAAAAAUCCUUAAUCUAUCAAGAAAUCCCCGUACCUAGCAAAAAUGUCUGUCAUGAUUUAAUAACAAACAAACAAAAAUUGCAUGAAACAUUUUGUUAAAGAACAUCGAACAUUUCUGUUUUAAACGUAAACUUUAUAACCAGUAUUACUGAAGAUAUAUUUGACAAUUGAACAAUUUUUCAUUCAGUAACGUCGCUACUACCAAUUAAGUUUAAGAGACUACGCGAAAGCUAUAACCGUCGAGAGGAAGCUCGUGGACGGGGGUGUGAAAAUUACAAGCCCUGCAUUAGGUUGCACGUUGGACUCGUACAAAGGCACGUAAUCGAAUUUCACUGACUCGUUUCAUCGCUACCAAUUAGUUAAUCGUCGAAAGCUGGCCAAUUAAAAUUCCGAAUUCUAUCAAAGCUCAUUUGAAAUACUAAAUCAACAAGCAGAAUUAUACAAGCGCAUACUAUUUUAGGUUCCUUUAUAUAUUUUUUAAAUAUAUAUUUUUGUAACACUUACAUGUAUGUAUAUUCAUUUUUCAUUUUAUUUUGCAUAUAUUCAUUGAAAUUGAUAAAUCUAAUCACAGAAUCGUGUGACUUCUUAGCGCGACAUUUUCAUUGUCCUGAUUAAUCUCAUUUAUUUAUCGCCCCUUCUUUUUACGGUAUUUUGAUGAAAUUAUCGUCGAUACGAAAUUGGGUUUCCACGCUGCUUGUCCCUCUCCUUUACGGGGUAAUCGAAUCGAGAAAGAAGGAAAAGUGAUGCUCUCACCUUUGAUGUCGUUUCAUUGCUCGUGAAAUGCGAGUGAGAUAUAUGUAUGCACUUACAUACGUGCUCAGGCACAUUUUUCAAACAGGAUUUAUUUAUGAAAUUUUCCAUUUGAACAUUUCGAUUCGUUCUGUGAACCCAGUAAUACGAUUUGUCAGAUCGGUUCAAGAUAUUCUAUCGCCGUUGCAUAAAGUAUAUUUUAUAUAAUUUCUAAGUAUAUUUCACAUUGUGAUAAAAAUAUUAUAUUCAGAUAGAUUCGUGCUAUCCGGACGAGUAUAUAAAACGUUUCAGUUGUUGUGUACUGAGUUCGAUAGUAUUUCGGAUUAAUUUCGGGGAAGAUGUCAAUUCAAAGAGCGGCGCAUGUUGUACUUGACAGUGAGGCAGAUAAUUUUGUCCGUUUACACGAAACAUGUUCACGAACGCGUAAAUAUACCUAGAUGUUGUAUUUACCGAAGUUCGACACGCGCUUCGUUCUUGAUCGAAUCAUUCUAAACAUAUGCAAUGAAACGUUGCUUGUAGUUAAUUCCGUGAACUACCUCAUGGUACCCGGUAUUUAGAUGUUGCCACAAUAAACUAUUAUAUUCCAUCAAGUAAUCUUUGAUGUUUUAUUUAGAGGCCUCAAAAAUAUAUUCAUAUGAUACCAAAGAUUAAUUAUACGAAAUAUCUUUCGUAUCCCGGGAUAAAAACGUUGUGUUAAAUUAUUCAUUGCCAGUUUUAACUUGAACAAGUAGCUUAAGAAGCUGUUAUUUGUUUCGAAAUUGUUAUACCACUGAACGUUUCAUUUGACUGUCAUGACGUCACUUAGGGAACGAAGAAGGAUUCGAUGAAAUUCUUCGUUACCUCAUCGAAGAUCGCGUUAGGAAUUGAAAGUUUUCGAGGGUGCAAAACGUCGGCGGCGUAAAUAUUUGAAACGAAGUUCGCUGCCAAAUGGUCCUACGUGUUUGACGGAUCGAUAGAGAGUGAAACGGAAGGGAGUAUACGUACUACGUAGAUACCUGCUACGCGUCGCGUCGACGAAAGUGUUCCGUCGGACAUUGUCAUGCGGGUGGCGAUCAGGUGUCGCGAAAAUGGAAAACGGAAAAGGGAAUCAAUUGCGUCAAACUCGUCAGGUUCAUGAAGUUCCUUGACAAAUUACCCCUCUAGCAAUUGAAUUUUUAUCACGGCGUUAGUUCCUCACGUUUCUAAUAUUCACGUGCCCGAAUUCAAUUAUUAAAUAAGCUUCUACUAAAAGUAUUUUAAAAAAUUUAAUCAAUUCUGCCAAUUUUUAUUUAAACGCGUCAAACCGUUAUGUUUAUUCAGAGAUUCUCCUUUCUCUCCUCUGGGAAUUAAAUUACAACCAUGGUGGGUGAUCGACUUGAGAAAACAAAAGAAUCAACGGAACGGUUCCAAAGAAAAAGUCUCCGAGAUUGGCAGGAAGAGUCUCAUUAGGAGAUUGAUCAAAUUAAGGUAAAGAUUAAACCGAAGCCAGAAUGGACCCCCUGAGUGAUUCGCGAUAAAAUUGAACGUAUGACAAAAUCAACUGAAGUACUUCGUCGAAAAAGGUUCGGCGAAUUGAAACUGAAUAUUAAAGAUUAAAUCGAAUUCCUAAAUGAUCCGCGACAAGAUUAAAUUUGUGACAAAUUAAAAAUUAAGAAGUUCGUCGUGAAGGAUUCAACAGGAAGCAAAUUGAGAAUGAACAGAUCGUCGAUUACAUUCACGUUUCGGAUGAUUUGAAAUUCUAGCAAAGGCGAUCAGGGAUCAGAUAGCAAGUAGCAGACAGGCGAAACUAUUCUGAGAUCAUCCGUCUUGAGCGAUGGUCGUCUCGUCGACGGCGACGAUCGAUCGCGAUCCUUACGAGGCCGUGAUCGGCACCUGCAUCGAGGAUCCCCUACUGUUAGCAAACGACAGUGGCACCCUUUGCGAUGGUACGUUCAACGACACCGAACUACAGGUGAACGGGACACGUGUCGACGUCGAUGUCGACGGUUUGAACAACUGGUGGGCUAUGUUGGCCCUGGUCCUGGUCCUGGGCACGGCAGCAGGGAAUAUUUUAGUGUGUUUGGCCAUCGCCAAGGAGAGGAGACUCCAGAACGUUACCAAUUACUUCUUGAUGAGCCUGGCCAUCACCGAUCUCAUGGUCGCCGUCCUCGUCAUGCCUCUUGGCAUACUCACGCUUGUCAGAGGAUAUUUCCCCCUGCCGUCGGUUUACUGCCUCGUGUGGGUCUGCCUGGAUGUAUUAUUCUGCACGGCCAGUAUCAUGCAUCUGUGCACCAUAAGCGUGGACCGUUACCUGAGCCUACGUUACCCGAUGAAAUUCGGCCGUAACAAAACUAGGAGGCGGGUCACGUUGAAAAUACUUUUCGUUUGGAUCCUGAGCAUCGCGAUGAGCUUGCCACUCAGUCUGAUGUACUCCAAGGAGGACGACUCGGUGUUGGUGGACGGUGCUUGUCAGAUACCAGAUCCGCUGUACAAGUUGAUCGGCAGCAUAAUCUGCUUUUACAUACCGCUGGGUGUGAUGCUGCUUACGUACGCGUUGACGGUGCGACUGCUGGCAGAGCAGCAGCAGAAUAUCGGAGGAGCCACAGCAGGUUGGUCCUCCGGAUGGCUGGGUGGCCCGCAGGGCCCACCACCCGGAGGGUUGGAUAGGCGAGGCACGUGGAAGCGGUUUCUGCUGAGCAAAAGCUCGGCCGGAAGCGGCGGCACGCCGCAGCACACUUCCGGUACUUCCACAGAUACAGAGCUGACGACCUUGGACACCCACGAGCUCUGGCUUCCGGAGAGCGAACCGCCACCAUCGGCCAUGUCCGCGCUUCACGCCUUUGGCGCCGAGAUGCUUAAAUUGUCCAGGGGCCUCGAGGGGAUCGCGAGUCCUGGAAGCCCCACGCCCACCGGGACGCCGAGAUCCACGCCGCAACACUCGGUCCAGCAUCAUCAGCAACAGUGCAGUUCUCGCCACGGAAGCGGAGAGAGCGGAGGUAGCAGUGCUUCCGGUUCGAGGACGAGCCUGUCGAUUCAGGAGGACCUGAGUUCGCCGACGCCGUGGAAGCAUCGGCGACGAGCGUCGACGUUCAACGAGGCUCACCUGGAGCGAGCGGAAUCGAACUCGCCGAAGACUCCUAGGAAACGAUCGUUCAGCUUCCACGAGCAACCGGUGUUCGAUCGUCACUGCGGUAAGAAUUCAUCGAACGAGGAGAGGAAGAGCGAGAAACGGGAGAGCGAGAUUGCUCCGCAGUCUCCACCGCCUUGUACCUGCCCUCACUUCGGCGAGUCCUCAAAGAGACCGCAACCCGAGACGCCGAUAGUCACUAGCGAUGCGAAACCGGGAAAGAACGUCGAAGCGUUUGCGGGGAGAAGCAGAAUAGAGGCUAGCAGAAGUUAUGAACUGAACUCCAUUGUCACUUGGAGAGGAGGGAGGAGAGGAUCCAGUUUAGGAUGCACGAGGACCUCGUUGUUACCAUCGAGGCAAGUACCCUUCAGGAGAGCAGCGACCAUGCGGGCGCACAACGGUGCAGCGAGCAUCAGCUCGAAACAGAGCAGCAAUUCGUCAUCGCCCUGCCCUUACAGAUAUUCCGGUGGUCAGGUACGCACUCAUCAUUCUCGAACAAGCAGCGUGAUCUCACGCAACAGUUCACGCCACGGAAGAAUAAUCAGGCUCGAACAGAAAGCCACGAAAGUAUUAGGAGUGGUCUUCUUUACGUUCGUCAUCUUAUGGGCGCCGUUUUUCAUACUGAACCUGGUACCAGCCGUGUGUCCCGAUUGUGAGAAACGGAUCGACAAGAAGAUAUUUGAUAUCGCAACUUGGCUGGGUUACGCCAGCUCGAUGGUGAACCCGAUAUUCUAUACGAUCUUCAACAAGGUCUUCCGGCAGGCUUUCAAGAAGGUGUUACUCUGCAAGUACGGGAAUCAGUCGUGGAGGCCGUCCAGGUAGGCCUUCGGCCCCGGGAAACCGGGGAUAGCUGUCACAAGAGUUUAAAACGGAGACUUCCAAGAAGUGAAUAACAGUGGCCGAUGAGUUUGAAACGAGUUACUGAAACUUCUGUGAAAGCUUAGGUCGAAUUCAAUUCCGAAAAGUUGUUGGACUGGAUCAUAGAGUCAGUUUUCAGAAAGUGAGGCUUAGAGGGAACUAGUUAAUCCAAUUUGAUUCUAAAAAGUUUUCAUCCUCUGUUGAUAGUUUGUGAGUGAACUAUGAACCAAGAUCUGAUUCUUUGAGGAACGCUAGGCAAGAUUCUACUAUAACUUGUCGAGACUCUAAGCGAGAUAGAAUUCAAUAAAUUGUAAUGUGGACCGAGGAACAUUUCACUAAGCCAGUUUGUGAAAGUUUAAGUGAAGAUGUAUAUUAUAGGAAAAAGCAAAGUGAAAAAUUGUUGAGAUUACAUAGUGUAGAUUGUUGUAGGUUCUAACGAAUUCAGUGAAGUGUAACAAGAACACUUUUACAGGUGCUACAAAGUGAGGCAACAAAUAAACGUUACUCGAACUCGGAACAGGUUAACUGUGAGUAUGUUCAAGUAUUGUAGCUACGGAGAAUUGUAAAAAGGGACUUUCGAGGAUUAAAAUUUCUUCCAAAAGUGGUUCGGACGAGACACGUUAAAGGAGAACUGACAUCAAGCUAGUAUAGAAUUAUAACAAGAGGAUUAGCAGAAGAGCUUCCUCCCAAAGCUUUAAUUUUGUCGACGCACGUAUCUUCCAUUCGAGAAUCGAUCAAGAACAUCGCCUACUUAAGAAAUUAGUUUCUUGCCAUUUUUAAAAAUACAGAGAAUCGGUAUUUCGUUCUAAUUUCGAUUAUCAGAAUUAAGCACGUUGGAAAGUUCUGAUUAGAUCGUUCUUGACUAAAAGUUUUAUCUCAAUUCUCCUCAUUUCAAUGAAUAAAAGAAAAAUUUAAUCAAUGAAAAACUUUUGCUCAUUACCGCAGAUGACAAUGAUAUAUUACGGUUGAAUAAAAAAUGCGUUUCUCUGAUGAGUUUUGUAGACUUUCUGGAAAAUGAGAAUCUAUUCAAACGAACGUAGUAUAGAGAAUGAGAACGUAAAUAUAUAGACGGUUGAGUGGCGCUUAUGGAACGGAAGCCGAGUAAUGAAACAUUAAUCCUGAAUUAAAUUGCUCUAAAGUCGGCUGUUUCAUUUUAGUUGAUGCCUUGAUAACGGGGGAACAAAAGCGCUUUGCCUAUUCGACACAAAAAAUAAGCUGAUAAUUGAAUUGCUGUUAAGUGCACUUGAGAGAUUCUAUUUCCUCUUUUCAUUUCCGUCUGAUCUUGUUGAGAAUUAUCAUUAGAUUUUGAUUUCUAUUCGCUUAUCUUAAGAUAAUAUAUAUUGUUAUGUAGUUAUAACGAGCGAAUGAGCAAAUACAGCAAUAACAAACAUUUCACCGAUGUAUCCAUUUAGGAUUAAGAUUAACGUAACGAGAAGAAUCAUGUGUAAAAGCAGUGGAGUCCAAGAAAUGAUUCGAUAAUUAACCAAAAUUCUGAUUUUAAAUACUCCUUUGAUCGAUCUACGAAAUUCAUUUGAUCUUAUCUAAUAAAAAUACUUUUAACAUGUCGUUUUCAUUCGCAAUUUUAAUUAAAGAUUUUUCAAAUCAUCCGAAUUCUGAAAGUCUGUACUCCACUGCCUUUCAAAAAAUCAACGGAGGACAAUCACUAAACAAAGUGAAACAGAUUUAACAUUCCAAUAAUGAACAAACGCGAGACAAAGGUUGUGAAUACAGAAUUUUACUUAAAAACCAAGACAUCCUGUUGCGAACAAUGAUCACGUUGAUGAACGCAGCUUGCAGCUACUAUAAACUGCGUAAAAGCUUGUAUCGAUCCCAUUCCCUCUGCUAUAUCUCGAAAAACUGAAACUGUGCAGGCGCUUGCAAGAUCAAAUUCGUAUCGUGAAACAAAUAAAAAAAGAAUUGGACCCGGAGAAAAGGAAGCUAGCAAUCUAUCCAAGAAUCGGUAAGCACAUAAAUAAAAAAUGAAAUAUUUAGUAAAUAAUAAUUAUUAAAAUAAAUGAGUAUUAAAUAGUUAAGAAUGUUAUCCAAUUUCAUCUACAAAAAUGUAAUAUUGAAUACGAUGCCAAGCAUCUGCAAGCGUUUUCCUUUGACAAUUAAUUAUCUGCGAGAUUCAGAACAAAGAUGAAUUGUCUCAUCCUUUAAGAUUAAAAUAAUAAGCUCGUUCAAUUUCUGGACCGAUCUGUCACCAAGGCUCCCUUUUCUCCGGUAAAGUUUCUGAUAAAAACAACCGCGGUGGUUCGGGGAAUUAACUUAAUCGAAGCAGCGCGGACAAGUUGGGAGAUUGGGGUAGUCGAUACCAGAAGCGGAAGCCAUGUACUCGCGGCUUCGAAAAGCAGAAAGGAAGAGUGGCCUGUGACCGGGCGAAAUAACGACGUCGUCGAUCGGAGCGGAGCGAGGGACACAAAAGGGACCUUCACGAGAAUUUUCUGCCGCGCUUCGCCAGAUUGCACCGAAGUGUAGCUCGUGACCAACGAUAAAACCGCAAAUGGAACGUAGCCUUCGCUGUUCUAAUUUUCCAAUUCAUUGAAACACGUGUUUAAACACGAAUUUAAAUUGAAUUCCUAAGGAAAGUGAUCCUUGUCAAUUGUAACAUUCUAUGCUUAAUACAUUUCAAGCAUCGUAUACAAGUGUGCAAUUAUUAUUUUUUAAAAUUGCAUUUAAUUAAAAAACGAAGCAAGCAGCUUUGACGAUUUCACUUUCCUCGCAAGCUUGUACAGAAAUACUUGUUGAGAACUAUUACUGUUAAGAAGCUGUUCCGAAUGAAAUUGAAUAAAAAUAGUACGCGUGGGCGUGACCGAGUGAAUGAGAAACGUGGGUGAAAAUUGUGUGGCGAGAGAGGCUCAGACAGGAACCAGUGGUUACGUGCGAGCGUUAAUCUUCGAGAGAGAAAGAGCAGUGGGGAUACCUGAGAGAUUCACGUGAAGAUUGUGAGAGCAGAACCCCCGGAACCAGGAAAUCCCUACCACUAAUCCCGAACUCGAUUGCAAUUGCGAAUGGGAGACCUCGUUCCUCCCAUCAUUGCGAUUCGAUAUUUAUCGAAAAUGUUCGCUGAAACUGCUAACGCUUUACCGAACUGCUUGUUAACGAGCGUAUUCAUUCUUGUAAGGAAUUAAUCAAGCAUCGAAAUUAAUUUGGAACUGAUUAUUCAUUCCAUAAUUAAAUAGGAUUUUCAAUUUCCAAUUUUGUUUACAAAUAGAUAACGCGCUAUCAGCAAUUUAAAUAAAUAAAUAAAUAAAUUCUAUUAUUAUAAUGCAAAUAUUAAAAUGCUUCAUAUAAAAAGUACAUAAUUCCAGCUUUAAAAGAGAAAUGUCACAAUUUUAAGAAUUUCCUAUGGUCGUUUGGAGUGCACAGUUUCAAUUCCGAAAUGCAAUUAACAAUUAUAUCACUGUAGCAGCGAUGAGUGGAGAAAGAUGAAUAAAUGGUGAAUCGCAAAUUGUACUAGGGCAGGGAGGAUUCGUUAAACGGCUCAUCAGAGGGUUGAAAUUAAUCACCGCAAGAAUUACGCGAGAAUGGAAUGAUUAACGCGGUCACGCUGUAAAUAAAUAACAGAGGUAACCCGUCCUAGCGUUGAAAUUUCAGCUCAGCUUUUGAUCUCGAAUAAAAACCAGGAAGAGGAGAUGAAACAAGUGUCAUCGUGAAUAAUGAGAAUUAAAAUACUGAACGGAAAAUUGAUAAUUACAUAAAACAAAGAAACGAAGGCGGUAUGGUAGAUGAAAUGAUUAUUAAAAUACUGCAAUCAAGAAAACAAAAGUCGAGAUAAUGGUUCAAGAGGAAAUAUAAUAAUUCAGGAGAUGAAAGACAAGAAAUUAGGAGAGGAAAAAAAGAAAGUGUGCUUUGGAGAAAGAGAAGAAAGGUGAAAGGUGAACCAACAAAAAAUUAUCGGAAAUGAAGAUAGAAAAACAAAUUGCAUAGACGUGCUCUUUUAAACUACAAAAAACAACUAAAAAUUCUAAUGUAUAUUUUUUAAAAACAGUAGAUGAAUUAUAAAAAACUAAAUUAUCUGCGACUCCGGCAUUGUGCUAGUAACAUAAUUACGCGCGACAUGGCAAAUUAUUCCCAGAUAUUUAAAAACUUACAAAGGUUUCACAUUAAAUCUCUCUCAAGAAAGAAAUGAUAUUCUUUUUAAAAAAUAACUGUUUUUAAUUCACGUCUAGCCGCGAGCUAUGAAGAUGUUUAUCCCAUUAAAAUAAUGUUCGUAAAUAAAUAACUUUAAAAAGUAAUUUGUUGAUCGCAUAACUCGUAAGUAUACAUAGAUUAAUGUUUAUAAAUAUACUUCGGGGAUUUUGCAAUUUCGAAUUAGGCUGCUAAAAAUUGACUGGCGCAUCCGUGAUUCAAAGCGGGAUGAUGAAAUCCAACAGGCUCAGUCUGCAGUGAUUAAUACACGCAUACAAACUUUAAUCGCGCAAAGUAAAUACGCGUGAAGCGUGACGUUUGAAAAUAAAUAUUAAUUUUUCCAUUAUCCCGCCGGCGUGUUUAAUUAAAUGUAAAUAUUAAAGUUUGUGAAACAGCGCGUUCACAAAAUCAUCGGAUGUAACAGUUCACGCGAGUUUCAUCCAGCAAAUAUUUUUAAAUGUCAAAUAUACCUGUGUUCGACGUACAUAAAACAGCUGAGAUAUAAAAGAGGAUCUUCAAUGAAGAAUGUUAAUUAAGUAUACAAUGUGACUUGGCAACUCUUUAAACAUGUUGACGAUCACUUUGCAAAUUUGAUCCGAUGUUUAAACUUCGUUCCAGCAGAGCUCUGUAGGAUUUAUAUCCCGGAACAAACAGAUGGAAGCACUAUUAAAUAUUAGAAAUUGCCCGAAUAAAGAGAAGAUGUAGAAAUUAGAGUCCCGAGGGGGGUGAAGCGAAUUUCUCGUUCAACUACUCCAACAGCGAUUACUACAUUUAACGAGGAUAUUGUAAAGCUGCACUUUAAGAUUCAACAAUAAAAAAAAAAAAAAGGGAACUCCAAAAGAUGAAAAAGAGCGACAAGACCGACUCUUUCGAACUUCCACAGAAUAAAAUUAAUUGAACUUUAUCGAAUUAAGAUGAUUCUACAGAAUUAAACGAAUCUUAUAAAUGGAACUUGACUAUUAAUUUUAGAUACGCUCUCGCAAAACGAUUUAAAUAACUAAAUAGCGGACCUAGUUCAAAGAAGCACGUAGAGCCAGAUAAGCCAUGGAAUAAUGGAAGCUCUUAGCUUAAUCCCUUGUGGACAUAAUGCUUUUGCAAUUGUUUGACGAAUAUCCAACAGCUAUCCAUAGUAAUAAGUAAGUAAUCGAUUUAAGUACCAGUAGAUUGGUCAAACGCAAACUUCAUUUCUUUGAUAGAAUUCCAUUUCCCUGUCAAAUAUGACUUUUUCUUAAACAGAAUUUCAUCAAAUAAUUUAAGCAACGUCGCUCGCACUUAAAUUCUCAAAUCACUUACAAAACUAUUUCAUCUGACUAUAAGAAUUUAUAAAACCGCAUAAGGUUCGUCGGAAUUUUGUCUCGACGAUUUACAUGAAUGAUGGAAAUGAAACAAACCUCAGUCGUAGGGACAAGGCAUAAAUAAAAAUUCGCGUGGGAGCGAAAGCCGGCGAUUGAUCGGGUGAAACAGGUAAAAUCCCCGAAGAAACGCGAGGGAAGACAGUACGCUUACACGUUAGUAGAGGCGAGGUUCUAACGAAUAAUGACGAGCGACUAGCGUUACUUCGCCCGAUGUAUCUAGUGUACAUACAUAAAACACGCGAACUAGUUGAUUCACAACCGACGUUAAAAGCUUGUAAAUAGACGCUAACCGUUCCGCCACGAAAACGAGGGCCGUAUUAGAAUCAGAAAUUGUUUUUGCUAAAUGUUCUGCGAUUUUUCAAACUAUAUUCGACUCUGAAUAAUCGUGAUGAUCGCCAAUGAUCAUUAAUAAAUCCCAGUGCGAUGUUAUUGUUCACGACGAGAAACAAUUAAUUGUUGCAUAGUAUUUAAGGGAAUGCGUGAUCGCGUCUUGGUUGUUGAUUUUGUUAAUAAAGAUGGAUAAUGUAUAUAGUGAUGUUUGUUUUAUGAAGGAAUGUAACGCGGAAAAAAGGCGAGGGAACUAGAGAAGAAUUUAUGUGCCAAAGGUGUCUCCCUUAGGUGUUAAGCACUACAUUACGGUUUAUUACCUUAUAAAACCAUGACGUUCUUUAGAGGGACACCUUUUUUUAUUAAACUGGCUGGAACGAAAGAUCACUGGCGUUGGCCUCAUACAAUUAUCUCCCGAAAUUCCUCUCUCAUAUCUCCAAGACAAUUUUCUUUUCAUACUAAUUCAUUCAUACAGUCAUUUAAAAAAAAUUCUGAUGUAAAAAGAAUAUUUCAUCAGUUUCACAAAUUAACAAUAAAUCUUCCUACAAAACGGCUGCGCUAAAAUUUUUAUUAUCGAUUUUCAGCUAAAGAAAAACAGUCAUCUAGAAAGGAAAUAUUAUGGUUAUUCGACCAUUGGUUAAACGACCUGCAAUUAUCUCAAAGUGUGUGUACGUUCCGCGAUCCUUUAUCAAAGCCUCGAUCAAUUUCUUCAUAAUAACCGACCGUUGAACGUAAUUAUUGUUAUCGGUCACGCUUUGUGUUAAACUGAAAUGUUUUCUGUGAAAGCGAUCUUUCGGAUCGAUAGAUGGAUACGCGUGUCACGAGAUUAACUUCGAUCCUCUGAUAUUCAUUAAGAUUAAUUUAAAACUCCUAAUAAUAUUUCUAUUCAGUUAAAAGAAAUACUGAUCGAUUAUUCUGUGUAAAAAUUUAUCAAAGGUAGUAAAUAAUAUGCGAACAGACUAUCGACCAGUUUUAUAAAUCAAGAAUUAAUACGUUCCAUGAAGUUAAAAGGAUUUAGCUCAAAUAAAGGAUAGAUUACCUUAAAAAGAAAAAGGGAAGGACGUGAUAUUUCGCAUUGUACCGUUAAUAUGCGAGAAUCAAUUCGCAUUAGACGAUGAAGGGGAAAGUAAGUCGGUCGAAUGUAGCUCUGGAUGCGGGAUAUUCAACUUGGUUGGAUGAUCACUAGAAUCUAUCCUUAGCAUUGAUUACUUACGAAUUUCCCUUCAGCGCGACGCGACGCAGCAACAGGGAAGAAGUAGAAACGGAUUUUUAAUCAACGGUCUAUAUUCCUACUCGCACGUUCGCCUUGAAUCAUUGAAAAUGUGGAUACAACUUCAAAGUCCUUAUCUCGGAUCUUUUAAAAUCAUCAAAUAAAUGUUUGAGCAGGAUUGAAACAUGAGAAAAGAUCAAAAACUUGAAAGACGUUUAGUCAUUUAAUACUAAACAUACCAUCCACGAUUCAAAUUACACUUCCUAAAUUCUUCUAUACAUAAUAAAAGUGUUAAAACUGUUAAAAGCUUAAAAUGAAUUUGUAGUCUGCAAAAAGUGAAGACAUAUUUGUUGAGACCGAUACAGCAAAUUAUUCAUUCAAGUAUCACUACACAGAAAAUGAAACUUCUCCUGUAUUCAAUAUUAACGAUUUAUUUUGUAUGUACUUAUAUGCGAUUCUUUACUAAUUCCAAAAAUCUAAACUAUGUAAGUUCAUCGACACAUGUCUCAUUUAAUCAGGCACAAUCUUCCCGGAAAUGAACAGCACACGGUCGUACAGACACAGUGGAAUGAAAAGUCCAAAGCAUACUUGUUGUUGGAAAGGAAACGAAGGUACACAAAGAGUUCGACUGGAAUCGUUUUGUGAGCCUCGGAUGAAUCCAUGGAGAGAUACGCCCCUCGAGACAGACUGCGUCGCGUCGAUUCAUCAGUGAUUUUGCGUAAAAAAAAAAAGAACAUCUUCACACUAACCCACUACAGUUCCAUCAGCGAAAUUACGGAGUCGGAAAGGAUCAAAUGAACAACCUAUCGUGAACGAGACAUUCUAAUCUCGUGACUUCAAUGCUUGGAUGUAUGUACGUAUGUAUGUAUGUAUGUGUGGAAUGAUUUCACUCCGUGAAUAUUAAAUAAUCCAGAGAAAUAUACAGAUUGUUGUUGAACGGAGUUAAAUGGAUUUUUUAUUAACCAUGAAUAAUAUAUCUGAUUUGAUUAUGCUAUUAGAUUGUACAUAAUACAUUAAAAUUGUACAUAUUAUACUGUUGUGUCAUUUGAUUCACGAUUUUCAUAAAUGAAUUGGAAAAUGGUUACAAGUUUUCACAAUAAGAUGUUCAAGCAAAUGGCAAGAUGUUUGGUUUUGAUGUUCAUUCAUUAAACUGAAGAAUGUGAUUCAAUAACCAACUUCAGAAACAAAACAGAAGUUGCUUGUUGAUGAACGAUAAAAUAUGCAGGAACGAAACAGGGUAGAUAAACGAAGGAAAAGUUGAAAUUAGUAGAGAAUCGCGUGGCUGUUAACACGGGAGCUAUGCUUUUAUGAAGCCCGAGAUCAAUCGGAGGGAAAUCUCAAUAGCGAAGAUAAAUGAGAUGAAGGAAAAUUGGAGUAACACGGUACAACGAUGUUAUGUACAUAGUUCGCACUUCAGAGAAUGAAGUACACAAGAAACUCCAAGUCAAUGUGGCUUAAAUGAGAAAAUGACAGGCAACUAAAAGGCAUUCAAAAUUAUUUUUUAAAAUUCUAUUUUUGGGACUCGUUUCCAGUUCCUAACAAAAUAUUGAUCCUCAAAAAUAUGUGGAUAUACCUGUUAUUUUUUAUAAUAUAUGUUUAUAUCAAUAAUGUUUAAUGUUAAUCAAUGUUUAUCAUCAAACGUGGUGUAAUGUAAUAGUAUUACCUAAUAUCAUCAAAUUGAUUUAAUUAGUGAAUAAAUUAUGAUAAUUAAGACACAGUAUACAUAAUUACUUAUUAUUACUAAAU